Drosophila sulfurigaster albostrigata is the source of this 1417-nucleotide messenger RNA. RefSeq names its product 2-oxoglutarate and iron-dependent oxygenase JMJD4 homolog (gene JMJD4). Gene Ontology annotation, biological process: positive regulation of translational termination; protein hydroxylation; negative regulation of gene expression. Gene Ontology annotation, molecular function: histone H4R3 demethylase activity; sequence-specific DNA binding. Gene Ontology annotation, cellular component: nucleus; cytoplasm. Lineage: Eukaryota; Metazoa; Arthropoda; Insecta; Diptera; Drosophilidae. The record is from RefSeq and is a predicted model, not a curated record. The transcript has 2 exons. Bases 92 to 1417 code for a protein of 441 amino acids.
CGAAAAGUGCCGAAAUCGAUGUGACGUGACCUCGUAUUAUUGUCCCUUCAAAGUCACACUUUUGUUUACAUUUUUUUUUUGUUUUUCUGGCAUGGAGUCAGAUAAAGCGGCGCCACAAAUAUUGGCGCUGCAACCACAAAUUAAUCCUCAACUGCACCCGCAUGGAGAUAAUAUUAUCCAACGAUGCGCCGCCAAGGAGCUGAGCUACAACGAUUUCUACUGGCGUUUCAUGCACGCCAACUGGCCGGUGAUUAUAACAGAUGUCUCCAACGCCUGGGAAUGUCGCAACUGGGCGAAAUGCGAUAGCGAUAACAAUACGACUAAACUGGACAACGAAAAUGCCAACAAUAACAACAACAACAACAAUGCUAACGAAACUGGCCAAGAACAACACAUUAAUUUCGACUACCUCAGGAGCCGCAUCGGCAACAUUGCUGUGCCUGUUGCCGACUGCAAUGCAACAUAUUUCGAUAGCCAUGCCAAACUGGAACUGAAGUUCCAUGACUACCUGGAGCGAUGGCAACGUAACGCAACUGAUCAAAGGGAGACCAACUGCAAUGUGGCCAAGGACAACCUCUACCUCAAGGACUGGCAUCUGGCUGCCCAGAUGCCCACGUAUGAGUUCUAUCAAGUGCCCAAGUAUUUUGCCUCCGAUUGGCUGAACGAACAGCUGAUUGCCGAGCAGCGGGAUGAUUAUCGCUUUGUCUACAUGGGACCCAAGGGAUCCUGGACUUCUUUUCAUGCGGAUGUAUUUGGUUCGUUCAGUUGGUCCACCAACAUUGUGGGCCACAAAAAGUGGCUAAUAAUGGCACCCGGCGAGGAACGCAAGUUGGCCGAUCGACUGGGAAAUCUGCCAUUUAGCAUUGAUGAAAACCAACUGGAUGAGCAUCAAGUGCAUUAUUUCACCAUCAAUCAAACGGCCAAUGAGGCGGUAUUUGUGCCCAGCGGCUGGUAUCAUCAGGUGUGGAAUGUGAGCGAUACCAUCUCAGUGAAUCACAACUGGUUCAAUGCCUGCAACGUGGCCACUGUGUGGCGUAAUCUGCUGAGCAACUGGAAGGCGGUGCGCAACGAGAUCGCCGAUUGCCAGCAGAUGGACAACUUUGAGGCCCAUUGCCAAACGAUGUUGCGAGCCAGUUUUGGCAUCAACUACCUCGAUUUUGUAGAACUUUUGGAAUUCAUUGUCACCCGCCGAUUAGCAGCAGCUGCACUCAAGGACCAACAAACAACAAUAACAGGAACAAUAACGACCGCAACCAGCUUAUUACUUUUCGAUAGAUAUCAAAUGAACGAUCAUCAUCUGCAAACCGAUCUCGAGUGCAUUCGACAGUUGCUCAUCGACAUGCUGCAGGAGCCAAGUGUUCUUGAGUGUCCUGCCCAACUGCACGAGCGUUGCGAACACCUCAAGCAGCAAUUGUAG